Molecule: messenger RNA, 1533 nt
Organism: Encephalitozoon hellem ATCC 50504
Lineage: Eukaryota; Fungi; Microsporidia; Unikaryonidae
Product: lysyl-tRNA synthetase
Exons: 1
Coding region: 1-1533 (510 amino acids)
Biological process (GO): lysyl-tRNA aminoacylation
Cellular component (GO): cytoplasm; cytosol
Molecular function (GO): tRNA binding; lysine-tRNA ligase activity; ATP binding
Source: RefSeq, a predicted model, not a curated record
AUGGUCAAAAAUAAUAGUGAGGUUGAGCUUUCAGAGGAGGACUUCUACGUCCAGAGAGCCAGUGCUGUGAAGAAUGAGCUCAAGCAGGGCACAAACAUGUAUCCCAAUAAGUUUGAGGUGUCUCACAGCUUUGGGGAGAUCAUCGGAAUGAUAGGAAAAAGGGGAGACCAGUUUGUUGCCGAGGAUGUUGUUAGAUCUGCUGGGAGGAUAAUGAGUAUGAGGCUUCAUGCCAGGUUCUGUUUCUUCAUGGUUGCUUCUUGUGGAGAAAGCCUUCAAUUGGUAAUAGAUGCCAAGGAGGUGGGGAAAGACCAGGUGGUCAAAUUCCUGAAGAGAGGGGAUAUAGUAGGGUUUGUUGGGAAUCCUGGGAGGACAAAGACCCUGGAGCCCUCUGUGUUUGUUAGUGACGUGACUGUUCUUUCUCCAUGUCUCAGAACGAUUCCUACAGAGCAUUUUGGGCUGAAGGAUGCAGAGACUAUCUACAGGAGAAGGUACAUCGAUCUCUUAAUAAAUAAGGAGUCGAGGGAAAGGUUCGAGAAGAGAACACAAAUAAUUAGAUACAUCAGGGAGUUCCUUGACUCAAGAGGGUUCCUAGAGGUUGAGACGCCGAUGAUGAACUUGAUUCCUGGGGGUGCUGCUGCAAAGCCCUUUAUUACGCACCACAAUGAGCUUAAGCUGGAUCUUUACAUGAGGGUGUCCCCCGAGCUCUACUUGAAGAAGCUUGUUGUUGGGGGUCUCGAUAGGGUGUAUGAGAUAGGAAAGCAGUUCAGGAAUGAAGGGAUUGACCUUACCCACAACCCUGAGUUUACGUCUUGCGAGUUCUACAUGGCGUAUGGGGAUUACAACGAUCUCAUGGAGAUGACCGAGGAAUUGAUGAGUGGGCUAGUUAAAAAGAUGUUUGGAACGGACACUAUAGUGUACAGCCCCAAGAAGAGGGAAGAGAAGUCUGAGCCUGUGGAGAUAUCAUUCAAGAGACCCUUCCGGGUGAUUAGCAUUAUUGAGGAGCUCAACAGCCGCCUUGGAUUGGACCUCAGUGGAGAGACUCUUGAUACACCUGAGGCCCUGGAGAAACUCCUGGGUGCCUGUGAGAAGGAGGGAAUACAUGUUGAGAAACCUCGUACACUGACAAGGGUGCUCGACAAGCUGAUUGGGCAUGUGAUUGAGCCUCAAUGUGUGAAUCCAACGUUCAUCAAGGACUAUCCCAUAGCAAUGUCUCCGUUAGCUAAGAACCACAGAUCAAAGCCUGGCCUUACUGAGAGGUUUGAAUUGUUCAUCAACUGUAAGGAGGUGUGCAAUGCUUACACGGAGCUGAACAAUCCCUUUGAACAGAGGGAGAGGUUUAUUCAGCAAGCACAAGAUCUGAAUGCUGGGGAUGAUGAGGCGAUGAUGAACGACGAAGACUUCUGCACGGCACUUGAGUAUGGGCUUCCACCUACUGCAGGAUGGGGACUGGGGAUUGACAGACUCAUAAUGUAUUUGACCAAUGCGGCAAAUAUAAGGGAUGUGAUUUUCUUUCCAACGAUGAGGCCUGAAUAA